Molecule: messenger RNA, 3129 nt
Organism: Rhodamnia argentea
Lineage: Eukaryota; Viridiplantae; Streptophyta; Magnoliopsida; Myrtales; Myrtaceae
Product: respiratory burst oxidase homolog protein A-like
Exons: 14
Coding region: 507-2873 (788 amino acids)
Cellular component (GO): plasma membrane
Molecular function (GO): NAD(P)H oxidase H2O2-forming activity; calcium ion binding; peroxidase activity
Source: RefSeq, a predicted model, not a curated record
UCCCAGAAUUUCAUUUGCUUGCAAUGGUGAGUUGAUGAGCUGUUUUCGUUUGGCUGAUGACCCAAUUCCUACUCUCUCUCUCUGUCUCUAACCCAUCAAAAUCAUGCAGUUUCUCUCCACUCUCUACCUGCUCUGCUCUCACACUUUCUUUCACCUUCUCUCCUUUGAGCUCAUGCAUUACCCCAUCAUUAAUUAUUAAUGAACUCUCUCUCUCUCUCUCUCUCUCUCUCUCUCUCUCUCCAUAUCUUAUUACCCCACCAAAUCAAAUAUCACAUAUCACCCAUUUUCUCAAAGCACGUGAUUUUCCCUCACUUUCCUUUGCUCACAGAACACUUUCAGAAUCCCAGAAACCACAGAGGAAAAGAGACAAAAAAAGAAGAAUUUUUUCACCACCCCAUCUGGGUUCCCAAAACUCUCUCUCACUAGGAGAAAAGCUUCAACGUUCUGAAAAUUCAAAUUCGUAAAGAUUAAGUCAGCAGAAGGAAGAGAGAGUUGAGCCCAGCGACAUGGACUCUCCUGAGGCUCAUUAUUCACAAUCCUCGUCCUCCUCCUCCUCAUCCUCGUCCUCAUCUUGUCACGGCUCAAGCCUGGUUCCGGUCCAAACCAGCGCGCGGUGUCCCGCGAACCGAGAUCACCCUGCCGAUGAUCAGGACGGGGGCGCAGCGACCACGAGCCUGGUGAUCCAGCGGCUGAGAUUCCUGGACGCGAGCGCCGCCGCCAAGCACUGGAGCCAGGUGGAGGAGCGGUUCGACCGGAUUGCCCUGAGCCGCCGGGACGGCACUGAACCGGUGGUGAAGUGGUCGGAUUUCGCCUUCUGUGUCGGGAUUCAACGGUCAACGGAGUACGCCCACGAGCUGCUGAGAGCGCUGAGGGGAAGAGAUGACGUCAAAGCUGACGUCACGAGAAGCGAACUCCACUACUGCUGGCGCCGCGUCACCGACCCAUGCCCCGAUUCCAAAAUCCAGAUUUUCUUCGACUUAUGUGAUAGAAAUAUGGACGGGCUGAUUAGCCGGUGCGACGUGAAGGAGAUGAUUUUGUUGAGCGCUUCGGCGAAUAAGUUAUCCUUGACCGGCGAGGAAGCGGAUGAGUAUGCCGCUCCGAUCAUGGACGCCGUCGACGCUGGAAAUCGAGGUUACAUAGAGUUAUCUCAAGUGGAAACGCUACUGAAGUUCGGCUUGUCGAAGGACUCUGCCGCAACUACCCCGUCGCCGAGGCUGUGCUACCACGGGGGCUGUGAUUCCAAUGGGGCGGUCCGGCAGCCCAUGUCAAGGCCCGAGGUCUUGUUCCGGACCUACUGGCGGCGAGCGUGGAUCGUGGUUCUCUGGCUGGCGAUCUGCAUCGCAUUGUUCGCGUGGAAGUUCGUUCAGUACCAGCAUAGAAUGGCGUUUGAGGUCAUGGGCUACUGCCUCUGUACUGCCAAAGGGGCCGCCGAGACCCUCAAGUUCAACAUGGCCGUGAUUCUCCUCCCCGUCUGCCGGAACACAGUCACGUGGCUCCGCGCCAGCCGCCGGGUCGGCAUGGUUGUCCCCUUCAAUGAUAACAUCAACUUUCACAAGUUGAUCGCGGGUGGGAUCGUGAUCGGCGUGAUCCUCCAUGGUGGCACCCACCUGGCAUGCGACUUCCCUCGGAUCAGCAGCUCGGAUAGCUCGAUCUUCAGCCGGACAAUCGCCGCGAGGUUCGGCUACCAUCAGCCUUCCUACGUGCAGAUCCUGGCGACGACGGAGGCGGUGACGGGGAUGACGAUGGUGGUCCUCAUGGCGAUCGCAUUCUCCCUUGCGACGAGGUGGCCGCGGCGCCGGGUCCCACCGUUGCCCCGGUCGGUCCGGCAGGUCACAGGGUACAAUGCGUUCUGGUACUCGCACCACCUCUUCAUCUUCGUGUACGCCUUGUUGAUUGUGCAUUCCAUGUUCCUCUUCCUCACCAGCAACCUGAUAGAAAAGACGACAUGGAUGUAUAUUGCCUUUCCCAUGCUGCUGUACGCGGGAGAGAGGAUCUUCCGGGCUGUUAGAUCGGCAUUUUACGAGGUGGAGAUUCUGAAGGCAAAUGUAUAUCCGGGAAAGGUUCUGUCCCUGAUGUUUCGCAAGCCGGAAGGUUUUGAGUACAGGAGCGGGAUGUAUAUAUACGUUCAAUGCCCUCGAAUAUCGCCAUUUGAAUGGCACCCGUUUUCGUUAACUUCCGGACCAGAUGAUGGUCAUUUAAGUGUGCAUAUUAGGACACUAGGAGACUGGAGCUAUCAAUUAUACAGUCUCUUCCAAGAGGCGACUGCGGCAAGACUAGAUAGCUAUCCCAAGAUAUACAUCGAUGGGCCUUACGGCGCGGCCUCUCAGGACUACAUCAAGUACGACGUCGUGGUUCUGAUAGGGCUCGGAAUAGGAGCCACGCCGUUCAUCAGCAUUCUUAAGGAUGUCAUCAGUCAUGAUCAUGUCGAUAACAGGCUAGUUAGCAUUCCGAAGGGUCCGACGAAAGCCUAUCUCUACUGGGUUACCAGGGACCAGAGCUCCUUCGCCUGGUUCAGGGAUUUUAUCAGGCAGAUGCCAAAGACCAACCAGAAAGAGUCGAUUAUGGAGAUGCACAACUUCCUGACCUCGAUGUACAAGGAGGAGGAUGCGCGGUCGGUGUUACUAAGCGCCAUUCAAGCUCUGUCCCAUGCCAAGAACGGCGUCGACUUCAUCUCCCAGACCCCGGUGCAUACCCAUUUUGCCAGACCAAAUUGGUCCAGCAUCUUCUCUAGGUUGUCCCGUAGACACAGUGGUUCCCGGAUAGGGGUGUUCUAUUGUGGUCCUCCAGCAUUAGCAAGAGAAUUGGAGGAGCUGUGCACCAAAUUCUCCACCAAAACCAUCACCAGAUUUGUAUUCCAUAAGGAGCAUUAUUGACUAGGCUUCUUUCUCUUCUUUGUUUUUAGUUGGGAAUCUUGAGGUUUGGUUGUUCCUACUCCACAGGAAGAAGGGGGAAUAGCUGAGAAUGAGGUUUUUAUUUGUUGGCCAGAACUGAGAAUUAGGUUUACCCUGUGCAUUACAGGAGAGAAAUUGCUGACAAUACCCUGUUGUUUUUAGCUUAAAAUUGUUCUAUGGGAAAGCAUGUACAGAACACCAACUUGAGUGGAAAUACCUCUGUUUAAUCUUCUCCAAA